Messenger RNA from Trichobilharzia regenti, 342 nucleotides. The record is from the annotation of a GenBank genome assembly. Lineage: Eukaryota; Metazoa; Platyhelminthes; Trematoda; Strigeidida; Schistosomatidae.
AUGAGUGGAGCACUAUGCAACUUCCCAGUAACCCACAAACAAAUUACUUCCGAUAAUGGCACACCUCUCGAUGCUCUGCAUUGUCAUGGCUUGUGUUCUCCUCCCACAACUCGUCGAAAUGAAACCCUACAAGAAGUCCGAGAAACUGCCACUAAAUUUCGAAGAGGAUGGAUCAUGGAACAUCAAGUUUGGAGGACUGACUGUUGGCAGGAACGAGAAGGGAGUGGUGAAGCUGGGGUCUGGUCUGUGUGUCACAAACUUCGAUCUGUCGAAGCCAACUGCUGCAGAGUCGUCGGCGAAGAAGGGAACUCGACAGGUGGACAUUGCCUGCAAACGUCCUGA